AUGCUAACUUAUACAGAUUUUUGUCUUAAACUAGUUAAAAUAAUAAAAGAUGAAAAAAUAGAGUCAUCAACUUUGAAAACUUUGGUUGAUGAAACAAUCGAUUUAUUAGAAAAACAAUAACCUCCAAUUGAUCAAUAUGUAAUUAUUGUCAGUAAUAGGAGGAAGAAGUAAUUGCCAAAGAGUUAUAGUUUUACAGAACUGAAUGCCAAUAUCUUAACAAGCUAAGAAUCUCAUUAUAAAUUCAAGUGAAGGUAAUAUGAAUAAAUAUUUAGCAAUUGUAAAGAUAAUUAUUUGAAGAGAAAGAAGCUAAUAGUGAAUUAAUUAAUAUUCUAAAAACAUAGAAACAAGAAUAACUUUUAAAUUAAAUAAAACCUGAGGGGUUGAAUAAUAUUAUUCAGAGAAAUGAACCUUCAAAAUUAACAAAUCGACAACCUAAAGACUGUAUUUUUUUCUUUUAUUUCAUUUGCAUAUAGAAUUUAGCAUUACAUAGAGAUAACCUUUAUUACCUUAAACUGCUAAAUAGUCAUAACGAGCUCCUCAUCUUACAAUAGAAAUUAAAAAUAUACGAACUCCAUUACUAGAGCAAUAAGAUCCUAAAAAUCUCAAAGAAUUGUUCGAUUAAUGUGUGUAACAACUGUAUAGGGACAAUUGUAUGAAAGGAAAUCAUAUAAAAAAAAAUAGGCAAAGUUGUAGCAGAGAUCACUCAGGAUAAUUUUAAUUGGCUGAAGAAGAGAAAGAUGUUAUAUUUUCAAAACUAAAUAUUAAAACUUUGACUGAAAAGUAUUAAUGUGCUAAUGAUUCUAGAUUUUUCCUAAAUCCUCAUUUUAUAAGAAUGAUUGAAGCCUAAAUUUUUGACAUAAAGUGUUGUAAUAAUGUGGCAUGUCUCUAUAAUAUAAGGGAGCCCUAAUAAACUACAGAGGUUUUGCAAAAUUAGAAUGAAAGUAAAGUUCUCCAAAUUCCUAAGAAAAUAUCACAAUUUCGAUAAGAUCACAGAAGUAAAAGUGUAGGAAGACAUGACGGUAUAAUAAAAUAAUCAUCUUAGAUUAAAAACUACAGUACUAGUAUUUAUUCGCAGACGUAUUACGUUUAGAAAGAGAAUUAUGUGGAACUCCAAAACAAAAUAAAACUAGAUAUAUAGAAUUAAGCAACUAAUUAAAAGAUGCUCGCGAUAAACUCUAUUAAUUAUAAUGCAAGAUUUUAAAUUGA
This is a messenger RNA of Paramecium octaurelia, 1206 nucleotides long. The record is from the annotation of a GenBank genome assembly. NCBI's taxonomy places the organism in Eukaryota, Ciliophora, Oligohymenophorea, Peniculida, Parameciidae.